Messenger RNA from Clonostachys byssicola, 1491 nucleotides. NCBI's taxonomy places the organism in Eukaryota, Fungi, Ascomycota, Sordariomycetes, Hypocreales, Bionectriaceae. The record is from the annotation of a GenBank genome assembly.
AUGGCCAUCUUCCCUGAAUAUCAGCAACUCGUCGACCAGAAGCGGGCAAAACAAGCAUCUCUCAUUCCCCCAGAAUGGCGCCUCCCUAAAGCCAUAACUGACAAGGUGUCCCCGAGCAGCAACGCCAGCGCCUUUGAUCUCAUGCUCGAGCACCAAAUCCUCACCAAGGAGGAGCUGGACAUUACUGAAAACUAUACCGCUGCUGCACUCGUCAAGUCCAUGGCUGCGGGCAACUUGACUUCUUUAGAGGUUACCACCGCGUUUUGCAAACGCUCCGCUGUCGCUCAGCAAUUGACAAAUUGCCUCACGGAGAUAUUCUUUGAGAAGGCCUUUGAGCGAGCACGCCAACUAGAUGAGUACUUGGCCAAAGAAGGGGUACCUAAAGGUCCGCUACACGGUCUGCCUAUUAGUAUCAAGGACACAUACAUGGUAGAAGGCGAAUACGCCACCAUUAGCUAUGUGUCUAAGCUCAAGCUUCCCACAGCUACGUCUAACUCUGCCAUCGUUGACAUUCUUCUCGAAGCCGGCGCAGUGCUAUACGUGAAAACAACCGUACCACAGACACUUUUCGUGUGUGAGUCGUUCAACUCCAUCUUUGGCACAACGCUGAACCCGCAUCGUCUGUCCCUGUCGGCUGGGGGAAGCACUUCGGGGGAGGGUGUCCUUGUAGCCUUUCGAGGUUCUGUCCUCGGCGUCGGCAGCGAUAUUGGCGGGUCGGCUCGAGUGCCAGCACUUGCCAACGGUACCUACGGCUUCAAGCCGUCAUCCAACCGCCUUCCCUAUGGCGGGCAACAGGAAAUCCUUCGCAAGGGGUGGCCCGGCAUCAUGCCCGCGGCGGGCCCUUUGGCCUCAAGCGCCGAGGACCUGACGCUCUUCACUAGGACCGUGAUUGAGGCGCGACCAUGGCUGCACGAUGCGACUGCAUACCACAUUCCAUGGCGCAGCGUUCCCAAGAAGGACAGACUGGUGGUUGGCUUCUUCCCUGGAGACGAACUUUUUCCCGUCUUCCCUCCCAUUGCACGCGCCCUUAGCACGGCCGUGGACAAGCUUAAGGCUGCUGGCCACACAGUGAAACGCCUUACUUGUCCUCCAUUAAUAGCCAUCCUCACCACUGCCGCGCGUUCGUUUGCUCUUGAUCAAAGCGGUCGAUUUGGUGGCUGGCUGGCCGAGGCGGGAGAGGAGCCCAUCAAGGCUGUAAGUGACCUGAUCGCGCAAAUGCACUCAGGCGCGGACGACAUUUCCCUUGAGAGUGUAUGGCAGUUCACUGCCGAGCGCGAGGAUAUUCUCGAGGAGUCGGCCAAGAUCUGGCGCGAAAACGAGCUCGAUGUUCUCCUUACCCCCGGCGCGCGAGGGACUGCUGUCCCCCACGGAAACUUUGGCAUGCCGAUCUAUUCAAUCCCGUGGAACCUGUUGGACGUAGUCGGGUGGAGGUUUGAGGAUGAGGAGGUUCUCAACGCGACAGAGGUCAUCUCGGAAGUCCUUAACAACUAG